Molecule: messenger RNA, 945 nt
Organism: Sorex fumeus (smoky shrew)
Lineage: Eukaryota; Metazoa; Chordata; Mammalia; Eulipotyphla; Soricidae
Gene: PPIL6
Product: peptidylprolyl isomerase like 6
Exons: 8
Coding region: 7-945 (312 amino acids)
Biological process (GO): protein peptidyl-prolyl isomerization
Molecular function (GO): peptidyl-prolyl cis-trans isomerase activity
Source: RefSeq, a predicted model, not a curated record
UCGCGGAUGCAGCCCCGGGCGGGCCAACUUGCAGCCCUGGCGGCCCCCGCCUGUACGCAGGUGCAGCCCGAGAGGCCGCUGCAAGUGAAAGUGGUAGGGCUCUUUAGAAGCGCCAAUUUUCAAAUCGCCAAGACAACGGCCGAGAAUCUGAAGAAGCAGCAUCCAUCCAAAUUUGAAGAUCCUAUAAUAGUUCCUCUCCAAGAAUUUGCAUGGGAUCAAUAUUUACAGGAGAGAAAAAGGGAACUAAAGAGCGAAGUCUGGGCAUAUUAUUCCCAUGUUAUGUGUUUUGUUAAUGACAAGCUCCUGGGUGAUGCUAGUGAGCUCCAGAAAUGGGCCCAUAAGGUGUGGAAUAUACUUGAAUUUAAGGCCCCUGCACUUUAUGAAGCACUCACCAUGGAUUUUUCUGCUAAAUUCUUAAGAGAAACCAAGCAUAAGUUUGUGUACUUGGACAUUUCUAUUGAUUUUAAUCCAGUAGGAAGAUUGAUUUUUGAGCUUUUCAGUGAUGCGUGUCCCAAAACAUGUAAAAAUUUUCAGCUCUUGUGCUCGGGAAAAUCAGGCUUUUCUCCCAGUGGCAUCAGGCUACAUUAUGUAGGCUCAAUUUUUCAUCGAGUAGUACCAAAUGGUUGGAUACAAGGAGGAGAUAUAGUAGCUGGAAGAGGAGAUGGGGGAGAGUCCAUUUAUGGACCAACAUUUGAAGAUGAAAACUUUUCAAUUCCUCAUAAUAAAAGAGGAGUUCUUGGAAUGGUUAACAAAGGUCGUCACAGCAAUGCCUCGCAAUUCUAUGUCACCCUACAACCAACUCCCUAUCUAGAUAAAAAAUAUGUGGCCUUUGGGCAAUUAAUUGAAGGAACAGGAGUUCUUCAAAGAUUAGAAUUAGUUCCAACAGAGAAUGAAAGACCAACUCAACAAUGCAUAAUUAUUGACAGUGGAGUUCUUCAAGCUUGA